Messenger RNA from Helicoverpa zea (corn earworm), 4653 nucleotides. It is a transcript of the gene TSG101, whose product is annotated as tumor susceptibility gene 101 protein. The coding region runs from base 122 to 1324 and encodes 400 amino acids. Gene Ontology annotation, cellular component: ESCRT I complex. Gene Ontology annotation, molecular function: ubiquitin binding. NCBI's taxonomy places the organism in Eukaryota, Metazoa, Arthropoda, Insecta, Lepidoptera, Noctuidae. Gene Ontology annotation, biological process: protein modification process; protein transport; endosome to lysosome transport. The transcript is spliced from 2 exons. The record is from RefSeq and is a predicted model, not a curated record.
UACAGCUGUCUAUGAAUGAUGUGAUUCUGUAUGAAUUUCUGAUUGUGGCUUUUCUCAGUGUAAUUUUCUUCGAUCAAUCAUUGUAUUUCGUUAAGUGUUUUAGUAUAAUAACCAACUAAUCAUGGCUAACGACGAUGCAGUGCUUAAACAGUAUCUUUCAAAGUACAAACAUCGCGACUACACGGCUCGUGAAGUAGCUAAUUUGAUUCAAGUGUACAGAAGUUUGACCUAUCGUCUGGAAGCCUUUGUGUUCAACAACGGCGCUAGGAAAGACCUGCUGAACCUGGAAGGUACUAUCCCUGUUAAUUAUAAAGGCGCAUUUUACAACAUCCCUGUAUGUAUCUGGCUCAUGGACACUCAUCCCCAAAAUGCGCCGCUGUGUUUCGUGAAACCCACGUCAGACAUGUCUAUUAAAGUUUCAAAAUAUGUAGACAGCAACGGCAAAGUAUAUCUACCAUUUUUACACGAAUGGUCGGGUAAUGGCUCCACUUUGCAGAAGCUUAUUCAGUGCAUGGUUACUGCCUUUGGAGAGCUGCCUCCGGUUUAUUCAAAGCCGCGUAAUGACACAAGAGCGCCUUACCCGGUUAAUUCCUUCAUGCCACAGCCGACCGGAUAUCCAUUCCCGCAGGGAGCCCCACCAGGUUUCCCAGCACCUCCUUAUCCAACAACAUCUAAUCUGCCUUAUCCGAGUUAUGGGGCGCCAUAUCCUGGUGCAGUGGGGGGUACCAAUGGCUUGUCCUACCCUCCUGUCGCUUCAGCUACUCCAUACCCACCGGCAGCAGGCUAUGGACCUGGUACAGCAGAUGUCGCUGGCGGAACUAUCACAGAGGAACAUAUCAAAGCAUCUCUCUUAUCUGCUGUGGAAGACAAACUACGAAGGAGGCUUAAGGAACAAUCUCUCCAAUCUCAGGCAGAAUUGGAAACCCUUCGUCGCACACAGCAGGAGCUCCGUGAAGGGAAGUCUCGUCUAGAAGAUAUUCUUUCAAGAUUACAGAGGGAAAGAGCAGAAUUAGAUAAAAAUGUGACAAUAUUGCAGGAGAAAGAGAAAGAAUUGCAUACUGCUAUAGACCGCUUGCAGGAACAAGAGGGCAUUGAUGUGGAUGAGGCAGUUGUGACCACUGCUCCCCUGUACUCACAGCUGUUGAAUGCUUUCGCUGAAGAAGCUACUCUGGAAGAUGCUAUAUACUACAUGGGAGAGGCAUUACGCAAAGAGGUUAUUGACUUGGACACGUUCUUGAAGCAAGUGCGCACCCUGGCCCGCCGACAGUUCACCCUGCGUGCCCUGAUGCACAAGUGUCGGCAGAAGGCUCAGCUGGCGUGCUAAUAGUGGCGUCGUUUCUGGCAAUGUACCCAUAAAUUCUUGCCAGAAAUGAAAUACUCUGUGAUUUGUAUGUAAACGGUGAUGAGUCAUACUGUAAAGUUGCAUCAUGUUGUGGACUUGUUGAGGGCAAUUUAGGUUAAUGCCUUCAGAACUAUAUAACUAUAACUAUACUAUCCUGGUUUAUAACCUAUAUCUAUUUCCUGUAUGUCUUAAAUAUGUAUAUGUCUUGACAGCAGAGAUGAAGCAUGCAUAUAGUUAUUGUACAAUUUUAUGGUAAUUCCUGGCUUACACUUAGAGAGCAGCAUAAAAUAGAAAGCAAAAGACUUAUAAUAGAUUGAUCUGCAAUAACUCAAGACUCAUAACAAACAUGAUAAAAACAAGUUAUUGUGUUUACACGAAGUCUUUGCUUAUAUUUUAUGUGCCAUUUCUAUAAAAUAAAAGUAAGUAAGCAUGCAAAAAUGUAAAUAAACUAUUAUCCAAAUGUCUUUGGAAUCCGUUUUAUUAUCAUAAUGGUGUAUCUUAUUCCAAAUUAUAAGAUCCACACUGCAGUAUGAAUUUUGAUUCAUUUUGGUGUAGAAAACCUCAUUUAUCACAUUCAAUGGUUAUCAUAAAAGUGCAUAAUGCAAGUUCUAUUGUUAUGCACUGUGUAUCUAGGAUAUUUGCAUUUAUUAUGUAAUCAUAGACUAGAACAUAGAUGUAACUUGUCACUUAUUAGUCCCUGUAUCUUAGACAUACUUAUUUACCAUCAUUAUAGCAAGUAAACCUUAGUAAAAUAGUAUCAAAAUCAAAAUUUUCAGCUAACUAAUACAGCUGUAGUUUUCCUAAAACUUUGUCUUGAGACUCAAUUUAGACCUGAGAUGUUAUCAAGUCAGUUUCAAAUCAAAAACUAUUUGAUGUGUUUAUCAGUGAGGGGAUUCCUUGUAGCCCAUUAAAUAAAUGUUAUAUUGAUAGCUAGAUAAAACAUUAAGUGAGGGACGAGGCAGACAGACAGAUAGUGAGGCAGAUGUUAUAUAUUUAUCUCUAACCAGUUUUACUUCAAAGGAAAUAGCUUAGAGAUAACAAUGUAGUUUAUUUGUGUGACUUUGAUGGAAGCUUUUUAACCACAAAAAUAAAUUACAAGUUUAUAUAUUGCAACUGUUUUAUAGUUUUUUUGCUAUUACAAUAUCAUAUCGAGACAAAAUAUUGCGUAUCAAAGAAUUUGGGAGCAAUUCACACCGUGGCCUGCAAGGAUAUAAAUCUACUUGUUUCUAUGUAUUAUUUGCUGAAAGGCAACAGUAACUCCUUAAACAUGCAAAUAAAGAUAAAUAGGAGUUUAUCACGUGUUUAAAAAAACUGAAGAAUUUCCCUUAAUCACGUGACAUAGUAAGACCAAUGGUAUUCAAUAGCCUUCAAAUAUUUCUGAAAUGUAAAAACUCAGCAGUUGCUCUGGUGUGCUUUGCAUCCAAAAUGCAGGGUUGUCGUAGUUAAGUGGUAGACAAUAAUACGAACAUCAUCAUAAACCGAAGUGCUAUAGGGUGUUGUGAUCUGGUUGUAAAUCAUUGUGCCAUGUCGAGGCAAGGAAUGCAUAGUAACUAAUAUUUACUAUUUUGUAAACUCCUACAUUUUGUUUAUGUAUUUAUUUAUGUAGGCAGAUUUCUUUAAGUUCAAGAUGGAUAAACUAAUGGCUGGCGCUGUUAAAUGUUCACUGACCUAUAAAAACCUAGACGAAGUGUAGUGCCCUUUUAUACACAUAAAUAAAUAAAUAUAAAGUAAGUUAGUGGCACAUUAAUUACGCAAUUGAAUAAUUAGCUUUAACCAUAUCUUGGUGUUAGCAUACGAUAUUUUUAUGUGUUAUAUAAAUCUUAGCAAGUACAGUCAACAAAAAAUAUUAUGCAGGUAGAUCUGAAAUACUAAUAAUUACAGUUACAAAAACAAGAUCAAUAUUUUGGUAUCACUCUAGAAUAGAAUCCGACCUUCAUAUGUUAUUCAGCCGACAGUCUUGAAUAUUUAAUAAGACAUGAUGCUAUGCGUCCUCUUUUUAUCCAUCAAUAUAAUAUAUAGGUCAGCGGCCGAUGUAAAUGAUCGUUUAAGGCUCAUGUUCUUAUAGGUUUUUGUCGCCAGUCUUACUAAGAAUAUCAUUAGCCUGUAUGCUGUGGUUUUUGUUGACUGUACAGCUCGUCUUGUAGUUAACGGUCAAGAUAAUAGCGCCGUCGUAGUCAUGAUGUCAUCGAGCGAUCAAUCUGCACAUAAUAUAGGCACUUUGCCGUUAAUAAAUAGGUCUACUUAUAUACUCUAAACAAUGAUUGACUUUGAAAGAAAUUGCAUGCUGACUCCUUGACUAUUUCAGUAGAAUUUAAUCUUAGUUUAAGACUAUUUAGGAUGCAUAUACUUUCGCAAUGAACGUUUGCGUGACGCUAGUAAUUAUCGAUUAUAUUGAAGUUAUAGUUGGCAAGCAAUUUUUUUCAAUGUCUACAGAAUUGUCUCUCGUUUCUAUCGAGUUACCCCGCAAUGUAUGUAGGCUCUGCACUACUAAGACUGUGUAAAUAAGAUCUUAUAAGUAAAAAAAUAUAACUGAAUAUUACUCAUUGAAAACUCUUAUAUUAGUAGUGAUAAAAAUGGUGUUACGAAUUGUUUAAAUGUAGCGUUAUUUCAUAUAUUCUUGUUUAUAAUAAUUGUCUAUUUAAUGUAAGUCACUGUUUUCACUAAUUUGAGAAGCGUUGUAGAAACAAUUGUCACGUUGUAGAAGAAUAAAUGCAAUUUAUUUAAUCGAUUUUGUUUAAGGUAUGGCGAUUGCUUUGUUCCUUCUUUGUACAGCUUAUUGUAUAUUAUAUUUUAUGUAUUUAGAUUCAAAUUGUAACUGGAUUUUUGCAUGACGAAUAUUUUGUUUGAUACACUACACUGUUACAAUGAUUAUGCCCCAACACUGUUGUUAUUUGAAUUCUUCUAAGUUGUAUAUUAUGUUGUCAUGCGAAAGUCCCGUCAGAUGCCCUUGUUUGUGUAUUGAUAAACCACCUUUCUAAACUGGCAGAAUAGGUGAUCAAUUAAGCUAUAUCGUAUAGAUUUCAAUCAAGAAAUCGGGUCGAAGCUUGAUAUCAGACGACGCCUGAUUAAGAGAUAUUCUGUGAAUCAACCCUCUUACAAUAAGAAUAUCUAUAGGUGACUAAUUCACUUUACACAUAGUGUGCGAUAAAAUAUUAUCGUGUUAACUUUUACCAAUACACAACCAGGUGCCGGCAUUCAAAGAGAUAAACUGUUAAUCAUUUUUGUAUCUUGACGAAUGUAAAUAGUUUAAGUUUGCAUUGCAUAUAAUCGGCGCUGACUGAUAUUUGUCACAAUAAAUGCGAAAAUAGCAA